This is a messenger RNA of Neltuma alba, 1597 nucleotides long. RefSeq names its product vacuolar protein sorting-associated protein 26B. The record is from RefSeq and is a predicted model, not a curated record. The transcript is spliced from 12 exons. Gene Ontology annotation, biological process: intracellular protein transport. The coding region runs from base 340 to 1266 and encodes 308 amino acids. NCBI's taxonomy places the organism in Eukaryota, Viridiplantae, Streptophyta, Magnoliopsida, Fabales, Fabaceae.
CAGUUUGGUGAGAAAAACUUCCAACUCGAGCGUCGAGGCUGGAGUGUCUUAUGAUCUGAUUUCUCACAUUAUUUCCAUUUCAAGUUUAUAUAAUCUACAACCAUAUCAGAACGCCUCGUUCCCGCACUUUCUGUGUCCUUUUCGAUGUGAUUCUCAUCUCGAGGUGACCGAUUUCUCUCUUCUCAACCUGGGUUGAGAUAAGUCAUAGGACACAAAUUUCAUAGAAAGUGAGCUUCCCCAAAACACUUUUCUUUUCUUUUCCCCCCGUUUUUGGGUCUUUCUUCUUUAGUGCUUCAUGCUUGACAAGGUGCUGUUGAUACAGAGCUUGACCGAAAGGACAUGAAUUUCCUAGCGGGGGCCUUCAAGCCGCCGUGUAAAAUCUCAAUCUCAUUGGCUGAUGGAGGAGCUCGCAAGAAGGUUCCGCUGAAGAAGGAAAAUGGGCAGUCAGUCAUGGUUCCUCUCUUUCACAGUCAGGAGAAUAUAGUUGGAGAGGUUAUUAUAGAACCUUUGUAUGGGAAGAAGGUGGAACAUAAUGGUGUUAAAAUUGAGCUGCUUGGUCAAAUAGAGUUGUAUUUUGAUAGAGGCAACUUCUAUGAUUUCACAUCACUCGUGCGUGAGCUUGAUGUUCCUGGGGAUUUAUACGAAAGGAAAACAUAUCCAUUUGAGUUCUCUACGGUUGAGAUGCCAUAUGAAUCAUACAACGGAGUCAACAUAAGGCUCAGGUAUGUUUUGAAGGUGACAAUUAGUCGAAAUUUUGUCCCCAACAUUGUGGAGUACCUGGAUUUUGUGAUUAUAUAUUCUGUUGUUGGAGUUCGCAACUAUAGUCCACCUCCGGCAAUCAAUAAUAGUAUUAAGAUGGAAGUAGGAAUUGAAGACUGCCUGCACAUAGAGUUUGAAUACAGUAAAAGCAAGUACCACUUGAAGGACGUUAUCAUUGGCAAAAUAUAUUUUCUGCUGGUGAGAAUCAAAAUAAAAAACAUGGAGCUUGAGAUAAGGCGUAGAGAGUCAACUGGAUCAGGGACCAAUACUUAUGUGGAAACUGAGACCCUUGCAAAAUUUGAAUUGAUGGAUGGUGCUCCUGUCCGAGGAGAAUCAAUUCCCAUCAGGUUGUUCCUCAGUCCGUAUGAGCUAACACCUACCUACCGCAACAUCAAUAAUAAGUUCAGUGUAAAAUAUUUUCUGAAUCUUGUUCUUGUGGAUGACGAGGAUCGAAGGUACUUUAAGCAACAAGAAUUCCAACUGUAUCGUCUGCUAGAAAACCCUUGAAACAUGUUGAACCUGGGCUAUCUCCGAUAUUGUAAUGCUUGAAUCCUGUCAAUGCCAUGCUGUUAUUGAGUCAGAUGCCUUCAUACUGACGGCAGUUUUGUUGUGAUUUGUUGGUCCUUUUGGUCUUGUAAAGGAUGCUUGAUACAAGAACUAGUUUUACUUGAUAGUGUUCACCAGGAUAGUAUUACUUGAUAGUGUUCAUCAGGAUAGGUUUGUUUUGAAUGAAUAAUUUUGAGCACACUAUAGCUCACCUUAAUCUUAAUUAUAGUCUUUUGUAUCACGAAAAUUAGUUGGGUAAGAAAGAAAUAAAAAUUCUGAAGUUGUAAUGUCA